AAGCUUACCGUUGGCCCGCAACCUGAGCCUUUUGACCGGCUCAGCAGCCGCCUGCUUACCACGCCAAGGGUCACCACCUAGAUCACAUUCACCACCUCACACUGAAGCUAGGGUUCAGUUAAAUUUACGGAUUAAAGAAGAAAUUAAAGAGGAGGACCAAGGGGAUUUGGAUGUGGAGACUGUAUCCAGCCACGGAGAGGAUGAUUCUAAUGGAAGCAGUGAGAGAAUGGAUCCAGAGUCUCGACUAUCCACCUUUGCUGGCAUAUAUUCAGCUGGAUUUCAGGCUGCUGCUUUGUUUUCUGCGGCUGAUUCCACAAUUUCAGAUUUCAGAGAAAGAGGACCAACUAGGCUAGAUGAGUCUUCUUUGGGCCGAGACAGGUCCUUCAGUGAAAGUAGGCGGAUUGGUAAUAUAUCAAAAAGGGAUGUUCAGAUGGCUAUGGACCUGGGAAUUCCUCCUGAAGAUAUAGAAAAAGUUGUCAGAAUGCUAAUGGAUGAAUUUACUGAUUACUGCGCGAGGAAGGGGUUAUCCGAGGAAGGAACAAACAAGCUAAAGGAUGUGCGACGAAGAGGAAAAAACAAAGUUGCUGCUCAAAACUGCAGGAAGCGAAAAAUAGACCAAGUUGAAGAUCUUAGAGAGCAAAUUGCUAAAAAGAAGAAACCUUUGGAGGAAGCUAUAAAGAAAAGAGAUAAACAUAUGGAGAAUAAAAAGCAGAUGACAAAGGAACUCGAUCUUAUUUUGCAAGUGAACAAGCUCUACUGUAAACAGUGCAAGGAGAAUAUAAAUAUUGAUAACUACGCAACCCUAGGUUGCAUUCAGGACCAUGUAGAUCAGAUUAAGAAAAUAGAGAUAGAUUAAUAUAUGAUUUAUCGACAUACACAAACAUUUCAAAUCUAUUAUAUUACAUUUUAUGUAAUGAAAAAAUUUUCGGGGAAAAUUGUUACCAUUAUUGAUAUAUUACAAUAACUCAAUAAAAAAUAAAUUAUGUUUAAA
This is a messenger RNA of Eurytemora carolleeae, 991 nucleotides long. RefSeq names its product transcription factor NF-E2 45 kDa subunit. Gene Ontology annotation, biological process: regulation of transcription by RNA polymerase II. Gene Ontology annotation, cellular component: nucleus. Gene Ontology annotation, molecular function: DNA-binding transcription factor activity, RNA polymerase II-specific; RNA polymerase II cis-regulatory region sequence-specific DNA binding. NCBI's taxonomy places the organism in Eukaryota, Metazoa, Arthropoda, Copepoda, Calanoida, Temoridae. The record is from RefSeq and is a predicted model, not a curated record.